This is a messenger RNA of Penicillium waksmanii, 2976 nucleotides long. RefSeq names its product type I polyketide synthase. Gene Ontology annotation, molecular function: 3-oxoacyl-[acyl-carrier-protein] synthase activity; fatty acid synthase activity. Bases 1 to 2976 code for a protein of 991 amino acids. Gene Ontology annotation, biological process: secondary metabolite biosynthetic process; fatty acid biosynthetic process. NCBI's taxonomy places the organism in Eukaryota, Fungi, Ascomycota, Eurotiomycetes, Eurotiales, Aspergillaceae. The transcript has 2 exons. The record is from RefSeq and is a predicted model, not a curated record.
AUGAAUAGUGCCGAGAACGGGUCACAGCCCGACGGUGUGAAUGGGGUGAAUGAGACUCACGAGCCCAUUGCGAUCAUCGGUUACGCCUGUCGUCUCUCCGGUCAGGUCUCCUCCCCCGGCGACUUAUGGGAGCUUUGCACACGCGGUCGCAGUGGAUGGUGUCCCAUCCCUAAAGACCGUUUCGACUCCGGUGCAUACCAUCAUCCUAAUCCAUCCAAGUCGGGAACCACAAACCCCAUCGGCGGGUACUUUCUCGACGAGGAUGUCUCCCGAUUUGACGCCCCCUUCUUCAAUGUCACCGUUCAGGAGGCCAUUUCCAUGGACCCCCAGCAGCGAUUGCUUUUAGAAACCUCGUACGAAGCUUUGGAGAGUGCUGGCAUUCCCAAAGAAUCCCUUGCCGGUCGUAAUGUUGGUGUGUUCGUCGGUGGCAACUUCGCCGAUUACGAGCUGCGCAACUUGCGCGAUAUUGAAACUGCACCAAUAUACCAGGCCACCGGCAAUGCGACAUCCCUCCAAUCAAACAGAAUCUCCUAUUUCUUCGAUUUGUCGGGUCCGAGUUUGACCAUCGACACGGCCUGUUCCUCCUCGCUCGUGGCUCUCCACUAUGCUGUACAGAGCUUGCGCAGUGGUGAAUCGAAAGAGGCCCUUGUCGGAGGUUGCAGAUUGAACAUUCUCCCUGAUUAUUUUGUUUCCAUGUCCAUGUCACAAUUGUUCAACGACGAAGGAAAAACAUACGCAUUCGAAGAGAGAGCCAAAUCCGGUUUCGCGCGUGGUGAGGGUGCUGGUGUCGUUCUUCUCAAGCCCCUCUCGGCCGCAAUCCGCGACAAGGAUCCCAUUCGGGCUGUAAUUGCUCAUACGGGCGUCAACCAAGAUGGAAGGACAAAGGGUAUCACAUUGCCGAAUGAAAAGGCACAGGAGAACCUGAUCCGUCGUGUUUACGCUGAGGCCAACUUGAACCCCGACGAGUGUGGUUUUGCCGAAAUGCACGGCACUGGUACCAAGGCCGGAGAUCCCAUUGAAGCCGCUGCGGUUCACGCAGCACUGGGCCAAAACCGGACAGCCAGAAACCCCCUCUAUAUUGGAUCCGUCAAGUCCAAUAUUGGCCAUCUGGAAGGUGCAAGCGGUAUUGCAUCAAUCAUUAAAGCAGCUAUGAUCUUGGAUAAUGGAUUGUUGCUUCCGAAUGCCGACUUCAAGAAACCGAACCCUAAUAUCCCUCUCAAUGAAUGGAACAUGAAGGUCGUGAAUUCCACGCGACCCUGGCCUCGAGGCAAGAAAUAUAUCAGUGUCUCGAAUUAUGGCUUUGGAGGUGCCAAUGCCCACGUCGUGAUGCAGAAGCCUCCUGCGCCAACACAAGCGGCGGACGACGCCGAGGUUGAUGGAGACCCCAAGCGUCGCCUAUUCCUCAUUUCAGCAAACGAUAAAGACUCGCUCAAGACUAGAAUUCAUGAUUUCGGCGUUUAUUUCGAACAAAGACCGGAGGUGUUUGAGAACUCUCUUUUCGGGAACUUUGCCUACACUCUCGGAAGCAAACUGUCGCAGCUUUCAUACCGCGUUGCCGUGUCGGCGACAUCGCUUGAUGAGCUUGGUAUUCGCUUGGCUCAGUUGAAGGUCAACCCAGCUCGAGUGCUGAGCGCGCCUACCAUAGCAUUCGUCUUCACUGGACAAGGAGCUCAAUGGGCCCAGAUGGGUAUCCCACUUAUGACCGACUACCCAGUGUUCAAGUCUGCCAUUGUGCGAGCCGACGAAUGCCUGCGCAAACUUGGUGCGGAAUUCUCUCUUCUAGAGGAGCUUGAGAAGGAUGCUUCGGAGUCUCAGAUCAACUCCCCUCAUUUGAGCCAACCGGCUUGCACAGCACUCCAGGUUGCGUUGACUGAUCUGCUUCGGUCUUGGGGCAUUCUUCCUUCUUCGGUUGUCGGACACAGCUCUGGUGAGAUCGGUGCUGCGUACGCUGCUGGUAUCUAUGACCUCGAGGCUGCAAUGGCCCUUUCAUACCGCCGUGGUCAAAUGACCCAGCUCCUCAAGAAGACAUUCCCUCUGCUGAAGGGGACCAUGAUUGCCAUUGGCGCUGGCUCUGAGGCUGUCAAGCCGAUGCUGAAGACUCUUGGAAGCUACGCUACUAUUGCCUGCGUGAACAGUCCUUCCAGUGUCACCGUUUCUGGAGACGUUUCUGCUAUCGACGAGCUGGAGCCCAUCCUGCAAGAGCAGGCAUUAUUCAACCGACGCCUCAAGAUCGAUGUGGCAUACCAUUCAGACCACAUGAAGAAUGUCGCCGAAGCCUAUCUGGCCGCCAUCGAGUCCAUUCAGCCAGCAACUACUUCUACCGCGACCUUCUUCUCUUCCGUGACUGGUCAGAUCGCCCAGCCGUCUGAAUUGGGCCCCGCCUACUGGAUUCAGAACCUGACAUCCUCCGUCUUGUUCUCUGAUGCCCUGAGCAAGAUGUGUGAUAAUGAAGAGACCCGUCCUCACCUUCUCAUUGAGGUUGGUCCCCAUUCUGCUCUGAAAGGUCCUAUCCUUGAUAUCCAGAAGAGCUUGGGUUCCGCGGCGUCCAAGAUUGGCUACGCCCCGACUGUGAUCCGUAAUGCCGACCCUAGCGAGUCCGUCAUGGAUGCCGCUGGCGCAGCUUAUGUACGCGGAGCAUCUCUCAAAAUCACUGAUCUCAACUUCCCUUGCAGCAAUGCUAAUAACAGAUCGUUCCUGAGAGAUCUUCCUCGGUACCCGUGGCAGCAUUCUACACGUUACUGGCACGAAUCCCGUAUCGCAGACAAGCAUGCCAAGCGAGAUGGUGUCCGAAACGAUGUUCUUGGUGCGCAGGCUAUGUACUCGAAUGACCUGGAGCCAACAUGGCGCAAUAUCGUUCGCUUGGAUGAUAUUCCCUGGCUUCGCGACCACAAAAUGCAGGGCAUGAUUGUCUACCCAAUGGCUGGUUAUGUAAGUCUUCCUUUCAUCAUUCGAUCUUUUUUUAGAAAAAAAUACUAA